GCCGCGGGAUCUGCAGUUCAGACUCCCCACGCCACAGUCGCCGCAGUUCCCUCCACUCCGGUGGCCCCGCUGCCUUGCGGGGAGUCCAGGGGUCGGCUGGCCUCUUGGACCUGGCAAGGAGCCGGCCCCACCUCUCUCCCCCUCGGUGGGGCCUAGACGGUCGGGGGCCGCGAGGACAUGGAGCCCGUUCCCGCCACCGGGGGCUCGGAGACGACUCGCCUGGUGAGCCCCCGGGACCGCGGCGACGCCGGUGGCGGCCUGCGCUUGAAGAGUCUCUUUGCAGAGCCCUCAGAGGCCCUCCCCGAGGAGCCCAAACCUGUGGAGAUGCCCUUCCACCACUGCCACAGGGACCCCCUGCCACAGCCGGGUCUCACCCCCGAGAGGCUGCAGGCGCAGAGGCAGCUGUGCGCCGCCUGUGCUGUGUGCUGCGUCUUCAUGGCCGGGGAGGUGGUCGGCGGGUAUUUGGCUCACAGCCUGGCCAUCAUGACCGACGCAGCCCACCUGCUGGCAGACGUGGGCAGCAUGGUGGGCAGCCUCUUCUCCCUUUGGCUCUCUACCCGUCCGGCCACCCGCACCAUGACCUUUGGCUGGCACCGUUCUGAGACUCUGGGGGCUUUGGCCUCUGUGGUCUCCCUCUGGAUGGUCACUGGCAUCCUCCUGUACCUGGCCUUCAUCCGCCUGCUGCACAGCGACUACCACAUCGAGGCAGGCGCCAUGCUGCUGACCGCCAGCAUCGCAGUCUGCGCCAAUCUGCUAAUGGCCUUUGUGCUGCACCAGGCCGGGCCCCCCCACAGCCAUGGGUCCAGGGGGGCUGAGUAUGCACCGCUGGAGGAGGGGCCCGGGGAGCACCUGCCCCUGGGGAACACCAGCGUCCGGGCAGCCUUUGUGCAUGUGCUGGGGGACCUCCUGCAGAGCUUCGGGGUGCUGGCUGCCUCCAUCCUCAUCUACUUCAAGCCUCAGUACAAGGCAGCCGACCCCAUCAGCACCUUCCUCUUCUCCAUCUGUGCCCUCGGGUCCACAGCUCCCACCCUCCGCGAUGUUCUCCGUGUCCUCAUGGAAGGUACCCCCCGAAAUCUGGGAUUUGAGCCGGUGAGGGAUACACUCUUGUCAGUGCCAGGAGUCCGGGCAACUCAUGAGCUGCACCUGUGGUCCCUGACACUCACUUACCACGUUGCCUCCGCACACCUGGCCAUCGACUCCACGGCGGACCCGGAAGCUGUUUUGGCCGAAGCCACAUCCCGGCUCCACUCGCGGUUUGGAUUCUCCAGCUCCACCCUGCAGGUCGAGCAGUACCAGCCCGAGAUGGCCCAGUGCCUGCGCUGCCGGGAGCCUCCCCAAGCCUGAGCCGGCCCUGCGCUCACCCCACUGCCAGGCCCAGGCUCCGCCCUGGGCUCUCAGCCGCCGCCUCCUUGCUCAUGGAGAAGGGACAGAGCUGGGCCCUUACCCCUUCCUCUCUCCCUCCUUCCACCUUCCACCUUCUCAGCCCCAAGCCCCAGUGGGCAAGACCAAAGUAUUGGGGGCGGGGAAGUGGGGCGGGAAUUGGACUGAGCAGAGAAUCAGUGCGGUGGGGGUGGGGGUGGGGGGCCUGUGGUCCCAGCUCCCCACGGUCUGGGAGCCCGGAGCAUCCCUUCCGGGGUUCCUUUGUCCGCGUGGCAGGCUGACUGGCUGGCUGGCUGGGGCAUCUGCCUGUCUGCGUGCUGUCGGUGUGCCUGUGCCUGGGGGAGGUAGCAGGGGCCCCUCCCCGCGUGGCCCUCGCUCUGUCUAUGCAGGAGCCCCAAAACUUGCACUUUGUCCGUGUGUCCUGGCCCUGUGGUUUUGUCUGUGUGUGUACGCGUGUGUGUUUCUUGGUGCUGUGGCCCGUGUGUCUCUGUGCAUGUGUGGCUGUGCUGUGACCCCUCUGAGUCUGCACCACCUCUGUGUCCGUUUGGGGGUCUGCGUCCAUCCCUCUGUUGGUGCUGUGCCCUGGCUAUCCCAGAGAGAGGGGGGCACUCCGCCGCAGCUCCACCAAUAAACUUGUGUCUCACUGCGUCUUUCAGCCCCUGUGCUGAGUCCUCAGGAGGGGGAGACAGAAUCAGACAUCUGAGC
Molecule: messenger RNA, 2085 nt
Organism: Phyllostomus hastatus (greater spear-nosed bat)
Lineage: Eukaryota; Metazoa; Chordata; Mammalia; Chiroptera; Phyllostomidae
Gene: SLC30A3
Product: solute carrier family 30 member 3
Exons: 8
Coding region: 178-1344 (388 amino acids)
Biological process (GO): zinc ion transmembrane transport; response to zinc ion
Cellular component (GO): plasma membrane
Molecular function (GO): zinc ion transmembrane transporter activity
Source: RefSeq, a predicted model, not a curated record